CCAACACAUAUCUAGUGCGGUCAUAAUUAAAAACCAAAAGAUACCAGAUCUUGCAAUAAGCUGAACAAUAUCAAGUCCAUGGUGAUUAAUAGAGCUAUCUUUAUUAUCAUGUGCCUCGUCAACGGUUCUGACAACGUCCAGGUAUUGCCUAAGAUCUUGCCUGCAUUUUUCAAGGCCAUCUUCUCGAAUCGCACCAAUCCUUUUUGGGGUUUGAUGACUUAUUUAGAAAGUAGAAAGUGCAUAAACUAUGGAUCAUCUUAAUAGAUUAGAUAUAAGAAUACAAUACAACAUAACGUGCCCAUCACAGUAAACAAUUCCAAAGUAAGGAAUCAACUGAAUUCAAUGUUCGUCAUAAAUGUUUGCCUGCUUUUUUAAAAUUUUCUUUAAGGCAGUAGUCGUUGAACAUUAACUCCAGAGCUCUCAUGCUAUUAAUUUCUUCCCGCGGACCCCGUUGGCCCUUCUUCUCUCCUUUCUUUUCAAAUCUAACACAUCCGGUUUUUCUAAGCUUGUUCUAGUUCUUCCCAGACACGUUUAAUCUUCUCUUUCUUCACUCUCUCAGGAGUCAUGUCCAUAGCUGAUCCACCAGCGCCGGCCGUGGCGGGUAGUGGCCUCGGUUAUGGUAUUGCCAUAGCUGUUAGUAUCCUCGUCCUCAUUUCUACUAUAAUGCUUGCUUCUUAUGCUUGCAUAAAGGUUAAAGGUAAUGGUUUCGGCCGUAACAGCAGAAGCGAUCGUGGUGUCAGUGAUGGCUAUGGGCCUCACCGGCAUUUCACCACCAGGGAUUCGAUAGAUCUUAUGCCGGUGGUGGUGGUAGGCCUAGAUGAGCCCAUUAUAGAGUCGUACCCUAAGAUGGUGUUGGGCGACAGCAGGAGGUUACCCAAGCCCAAUGAAGGCCCAUGCCCCAUAUGCUUGUCUGAUUACCUGCCCAGGGAUACCAUACGGUGUAUUCCAUAUUGUAAUCACUGUUUCCACGCUGACUGUAUUGAUGGAUGGCUUAAGAUGAAUGCCACGUGUCCGUUGUGUAGGAAUUCCCCAGCUCCGUCGAAGGAUUCCACGCCUGUUGCUACUCCUUUGGCUGAGUUUGUGCCGUUGGCCUUCCAUGCCAGGUGAUUUUGUAAUGAAAAUAUUUCUUCCACUCUCAA
This is a messenger RNA of Populus euphratica (Euphrates poplar), 1139 nucleotides long. Its product is annotated as RING/U-box superfamily protein. NCBI's taxonomy places the organism in Eukaryota, Viridiplantae, Streptophyta, Magnoliopsida, Malpighiales, Salicaceae. The transcript has a single exon. Gene Ontology annotation, molecular function: transferase activity. Gene Ontology annotation, biological process: protein ubiquitination. The coding region runs from base 565 to 1107 and encodes 180 amino acids. The record is from RefSeq and is a predicted model, not a curated record.